Lucilia sericata (common green bottle fly) is the source of this 1355-nucleotide messenger RNA. RefSeq names its product proteoglycan Cow (gene Cow). The record is from RefSeq and is a predicted model, not a curated record. Gene Ontology annotation, biological process: establishment of protein localization to extracellular region. Bases 1 to 1269 code for a protein of 422 amino acids. Lineage: Eukaryota; Metazoa; Arthropoda; Insecta; Diptera; Calliphoridae. Gene Ontology annotation, molecular function: protein binding; calcium ion binding. The transcript is spliced from 7 exons.
AUGUUUUUCACCGACUCCUUUUCUGUUGAAAUGAUCACUCUUGCGUGUCUUUUUCGUGUGUGUUUGAUUGUGUCUCUGAACAAUAUUUGUAGCAAUUGCAAGCCAUGUCCCGUAGCAAAACCAACAUUCCUUUGUGGCAACGACAAUAGAACGUAUUCAUCGUUAUGCAGAUUGGAUUAUCACAAUUGCAUACAUUCAACAUCCAUAAGAAUUGCAUGCAAAGGAUUUUGCCCAUGCAAGGAUAAUAUCAAUGAGAAACGUUUGCAACGCAUUAAUGAGCGACAAAAUGCAUUCAAUGCUAAAUACAAGAAAACCAUGGAACAACAGCAAGAGAAACAACAGCAACAAUACAAAGAGAACAGCAACAACAACAUCAUUAGCAGCAGUAAUAAUAAUGAAUUUAAUACAAUAAUGGAUGAUAAGGAUGAUAACAAUCGUCAUUACAAUCACAUCAAUUCACAAUUCACUUUCACGCCAGAAGAGAUCAAAUAUGACAACAAACAUUAUAAAUAUCUCAAGUAUACAGCUUAUAAAAAGGACAAUCAACAAUACCAGGAAGAUAAACACAAAAUCCGCGGCUACAAUGAAGUCAUUGAGAAACCACAGAAAUAUCUAAAGAACAACAACAUCAAUAAUGGUUACCCUUCAAAAUCGCCCGAAUGUAAACCCCAACAAUUGACCGCCAUCGGUAAUCGUCUCCUGGAUUGGUUCUCUGUCAUUAUGGCUGAUAGUAAGAAACGUCGUCAGCAUAGUCAAAAAUCAAAGGCCCACUUCCCACCCGCCUGUAAGGCCGAAGCCAAAUGGAUGUUUGGCCAUUUGGAUUUAAACAAUGAUGGUUUCUUGUCGCUGCAGGAAAUGUACGAUUUAGAACAUGAUCAGAAUGAACGUUGCAUUAAACCCUUCAUUGAUACCUGCGAUUUGGAUCAGGAUAAUUCAAUAAAUACCCGAGAAUGGUGUCGUUGUUUUGAGAAAACAGAUCGUCCCUGUGCCGCUGUAAGACGAAGAAUUGCUGGCGAUUUUGCAGGAGCUUAUGCACCCGAUUGCGAUGUACAAGGUUUCUAUAAGCCCACACAGUGUCAUAAUUCGGUCGGUGUCUGCUGGUGUGUCGAUAAACAUGGCGUUGAAUUCGCCAAUACACGUACUCGAGGAAAACCUAAUUGUGAAUCUGUGGUCAAUAAUGCCUCAUCUUUAACAUCCGACGAUGAAGAUGAAGAAACAGAUGACGAAGACAGUGCGGAGGGCAGUGGCGAUCAAAUAAUGGUAUUUUAAAUUUAGAACUAAACAAAAAACACAACAACAAAGAUUUAUACAAAAAAAAGAAGGAAAAUAAUACCAAAACAAAAAAAAAAGAAAAU